Messenger RNA from Dimorphilus gyrociliatus, 1256 nucleotides. Lineage: Eukaryota; Metazoa; Annelida; Polychaeta; Dinophilidae. The record is from the annotation of a GenBank genome assembly.
GAACGGACGAAAUUGAGGACAUUUGAAACUUUUCGGCUAUUAUCGGCUGUCAGUUUCAUUCUAUAAAUUUUAUAUCAAAUAUAUAUUGACAACUUUUUUCUAUUGAAAUUUUUAUUAGAUAAUUUAAGAUUAAAUCAACAUUUGAAGUUAUGUCUUUCUGUAAAUUAGUUCUGAGUAUUGCCAUGAUUUCCAUGAUUGUGAAUCAGGUGAACAGUGGCGAACAGGAUGAGAAAUACGAAUGGGAUAAGAAUGGUUAUAUUAUAUUCUGUUUAUGUAUGGGGAGAUUUGGUAAUCAAGUGGAUCAUUUACUUGGAGGUCUGGCUUUCGCAAAAAUGUUGGGUCGAACAUUAAUUCUUCCGCCGUUCCGAACUUACCGAAAUGUUCAUUUUGACGAAUAUUUCAAAGUAGAAGAAAUUGCGAAAUACCAUAAAGUGAUCUUAGCCGAUGAAUUUAUGGAGCAUUUAGCACCUAAAUAUUGGCCUGAAAAACAACGAUAUGGCUUUUGCUAUUUACCUAAAAGUGAUGAAAAACUAGGGUGUAGAAUGAAAUCUGGAUCUCCUUUCGGCCCGUUUUGGGAUGGUCUCAAAGUUGACUUUGUUAAAGAUAUAGUUUAUCAGUUAUCCUACGGUGAAGAAAGUAAAUUACAAUGGUUAAAAAGAUAUAAGCCUUCAAAGUAUCCGGUUUUGGCUUAUAGGGGAUCACCAGCAGCAUUUCCAAUACGGAGGGAACAUCAAUUUUUACAAAAGUACCUAGUGUUUAGUGACAAGAUUGUAACUGAAUCUGAAAAGUAUAUAAACGAAAAUUUUCCAAAGGAAAAUUUCAUUGGCAUUCAUUUAAGAAAUAAUGUUGAUUGGGCAAAUGCAUGUAAAGAUGUAGAAAAGCUAAAAACACCUGCCUAUAUGGCUUCACCGCAAUGUCUAGAUGGAGACUCCCAAAAUAUCGUGACUAAUAAUAUGUGUUUUCCGGAUGAUAAGGAAAUUUUAAGAUUAGUUAAGAGUAUAGUCCUGAAAACUAAGUAUAAAGUUGUUUUCGUAGCGACUGACAAGAGAAAUAUGAAAGCUGAAUUGGAAGAGCACCUUCAAAGCGAGAAUGUAAGAAUCUAUCACUGGGAUCCGUGGAAUCCUUUGUAUGAUCUGGCUGUCCUUAUCAAAUCGGAUUACUUUAUUGGUAAUUGCGUAUCAUCUUUCACAUCUUUUGCAACAAGAGCUAGGAAAUAUGCCGGUGAUAGGCCCACUCUUUUUUGGGGCGUCAAUUAA